Molecule: messenger RNA, 936 nt
Organism: Condylura cristata (star-nosed mole)
Lineage: Eukaryota; Metazoa; Chordata; Mammalia; Eulipotyphla; Talpidae
Gene: CDCA4
Product: cell division cycle associated 4
Exons: 1
Coding region: 6-647 (213 amino acids)
Cellular component (GO): nucleus
Molecular function (GO): transcription regulator activity
Source: RefSeq, a predicted model, not a curated record
ACGCGAUGCUGGCGCGAGGGCUGAAGAGGAAGAGCCGGGACCGCGAGGGCGAGGCGGGGGGCGGCCUGGCCUAUGGCCUGCAGCGGCAGUCGCUCCUGGACAUGUCUCUGGUCAAGCUGCAGCUGUGCCACAUGCUGGCGGAGCCCAGCCUGUGCCGCUCCGUGCUCAUCGCCAACACGGUCCGGCAGCUUCGGGAGGAGAUGGCCCAUGACGGCGUGGGGUGGCCAGGGGCACCCCCCAGCUUGGGGCAGACACCCCCUGACCGCCUGCUGUCCACGGACCUCCUGUGUCGCCCUGCACGGGAGGGGCCCGGCCAUGAGCAGGACCUGGCUCCGAGGGGCCUGCCCAGCAGCCUCCAGGAGGUGGACAGCCCUCUGGAAAGCAGAGGAAGCUUCCAGAAGUCGCUGGACCAGAUAUUUGAAACAUUGGGGAGUAAAGGCCCCGGUUCCGUGGGGGACCUGUUCGCAGAUGUGGACGGUGCCUACUACAGCCUGGAUGCCGUGCUGACCGGGGUGGCCGGCGGCCCCACGGGCUCUGGAGAAGAGCUGGAGGCCUUUGCCGCAGUGGCCUCCUCGCCCCCUGGCUGCAGCUGCCCGCCGGACCUGGGGGAGCUGGAGCACGUGGCGGGCGUCCUGGUGGGGGCCUGACCUGCGCGCCAGCGCCCAGCCCUUGCCCAGCUGCCUGCGUCCCUGCCGGCGGUCACGCCGCCCCAUUGGGGCGUGUUGGGGACCCCGCUGUGUGCUGUGUCAGCACCUGUGUGUCCCGCUUGUGUCCUCAGGGGUGUCGGACACUAGCAUGUUGGGAACCCCACUAUGUCUGAGCUUUAUUUUGUAAACGUUUCAUACUCGGAUCUCUGGAUUUUUGAGCUUUUCCCGUGGACGGCCUGCCGCACGGGCUCGUGGCCUUUCCCUCUUCAGCGUGGGUGCCGCCCCAAGA